Molecule: messenger RNA, 5544 nt
Organism: Ilyonectria robusta
Lineage: Eukaryota; Fungi; Ascomycota; Sordariomycetes; Hypocreales; Nectriaceae
Exons: 3
Coding region: 1-5544 (1847 amino acids)
Molecular function (GO): protein heterodimerization activity
Source: RefSeq, a predicted model, not a curated record
AUGACUGUUACCCCCGCGCCCGCCCAACCGCCGUUACGACCGAAGCCGCGCCGUCUCUUGAAGGCCCAAACGACCGACAGACGAGAUUCAGGAUACGUCACCCAGUCCCCGUCGCCCGACGGCAAGUCACUCGAGACUACACAGAAUACCUGCCUCGGCGCCACCGUCGAUGGCAAGGCCCGACCCGUUCCGUCAGCCCUCACGCGUCUCGCUGACCUCGCCGAAUUUGACAAGAGUGUUGGCGACGCCACGCGCUCCCACUUCAACCACAUGCACUCGCGGCUUGAAGAGCCGCUGCUGGCGUAUAUUCGCAACAAAAUUCCAGGCAAGAAAUACCGCCCGAUUGCCUUAAGACUGAUGGUCCUGGGACGCUCCGAAGAUGAUGCGAAGCCGUGCAUUGUCGUCCUGUGUCCAGAGCAGCAGUCGAAGAGGGUCAGGAAGUUUUUUGACAAGGAUUCCGUCAGGACCUUGUGUCGGCCUGAAGACGGUACUCUACCCUCGUUCGAAGUCUUCGUCCUCGGUCGGCCGCUGGAGACGAAGCAGGCAGACGAAGACAUCAACGUCCUCAUUCCCAUCAUUGGGGAGAGCGAGGGUUAUACAACCGAGACGUACUGCGGAGCCCCUAUCGUCAUCCGGCAGCCUUCCGGCGUCGAAAAAAGGGGCACCUUCGGCGGCGUCGUAAAGACUGUUUGGUCGAAUGGAGAUGUCAAAUUAUACGGGCUAACCGUUGGCCAUCUCCUCCUGGGCGACUUGGAAGAUGACCUGACGCUUGGCACGGAGAGCGACGGGGCCGAGCGCUCGGACGACUGGGGAUUCGAGCUUUCAGACUCUGAAAGUGAGGCCGAGUCCGAUGAUUCGGCUGAAGAAGAGCCGGAUGAUGAGACUCAACCAUUGCGUGUGAUGGAUGAACUCCAGUUGCCUUCGGCAGACGCAAGUGCAUCCUGGACGGUCCUCGAGUUGGGCAAGAUAGGUUCCAUUUCGAAGGACUCACCGCAAAAUCAAUCGGCAACGACCGGCGCAAACGGUGAGCCAAAGGCUUACUACGACUGGGCUCUUAUCGAUAUGGUCAGCUACAAGCCGAACCGCAUUCGACCGAGGAACUUGCCACACGGCGAGGUUCAGAAGGACGGAGCCUUCAAGUCCGGGGAUCUCGUGAUACCCGCCUCGCCGUCUAGCAGUAGACAGUCAGUCGUCCUUGUAAGCGGAUCAGCAGGGCUGAAGCGAGGAUCUCUGUCGGCUCUGCCUUCGAGACUCCUUCUAGGCCCUGGAAGAGAGUUUGUUGACGCACUGGUCCUAAACCUUGAUAGCGAUAAGCAAAUUCUCGAUGGCGACUCAGGGUCAUGGGUGGUCAACGAGAGAACCCUUGAGGUUUAUGGCUACAUCGUUGCUGCCGAUGCCUUUGGUGGAGGCUACAUUAUUCCACUCGUUGAAGCAUUCCGGAAUAUCAAAAACACCCUGGGAUGUCAAUCUGUCGAUCUGGCUACCACAAUCGAUAUGGCGAGUGCCAAACUUGAGCGUAUGCCCGACAUGAAUGGCGAACCAGCAGCCACGAUGGCCCCCAUCCUUGCGGAGCAUUCUGUGCUGCGUGGUCCACCCAUCGUCUUCCCAGAAGCAUUUUCAGUCUCGCCUUUCGCGUCGCUGAUGUCGGGUCGCGCCAGUCCCUUCUCCCCCACGACCUCUGCCACUGCGACAAAGAAUGCAAUGGCGGCCUCGACCUUCGGAACCUUCCAGUCAAUGGACAAGAUCUCUCCUCCCAUGAACGCUAUGUCAGGGGGCGGCAACGAUCUCAACCGCGCCAUUGCUCAAGAGUUUCGAGAACUCAAGGAUGAUCACUUUGAGAACUCAUGUGAAUGGUGUCCGUUCUACCUUCAUGAGCCCAUUAAAUACUAUCCUACGCCAUGGACUUCAUGUACCAAGCAGCGAGCAGAGAUAUCGCACAUCAUCACCCACACAGUCAGUGACCACGGCCUGAUUCGAGGUAACAACUCGAAGCGAAGAAAUCAGCGAUACAUUACCGGGUGCAGUAGUCACAAGGCUGAAAAGAAAGGGAAAUCGGAUUGUGUCAACUGCUCCCAGGUCGAAGAAUGGACGGAGGGGGAACUCAACGACGAGACACACGCCGGACCCUCCCUCUACCUCCGCUGCUACACUCAGCUACCAACGAAGAAGGAUCUCUUUUUCCACCUCCAGUCACCGAGCAUAUGUCUAUACCAAGAAGACCUUCCGAUGCGGGGAAAGUCAAGAAUUCUGUAUAGCGUGUUCUGUUCAUUGUCCGAAGUUCCCAAGUUCCGUCCUCCACCCGAGACAUCUGCGCCAUCCCGCGGCGCGAGAUCUCGGACACAGAGCGUUUCUAGCGAUAGGCCUUCAACAAUGGCCCACAGCCCGAUGUCGGGCCCUUUAACAGUGUCGCCUGAGGCGGCCUUCGUUGCCGCCUCUGCUGCUUCCCAAAUCGUCACGAACGACCACGACACCCACGCCGAGACCUGGUACGACCAGCAUGGCAUUGAGCCCGCUAGAGAAACUGCCCUAGUGUCUUCAGAAGCCCUAAAACUUGUCAACGACUUCCUCGACCAACUUCUCUUCAACUUCCUCUCCGUUGCCCGAGCCACCACCCUCUCCGCCUUGCGACCAGCUGUUGCCGAAGUUCUGAAGCGAAAACUUGCCAAGGAUGCCGUCAAUAAUUCCGACGAGGAACUGCGCGAAUACCUUGGAGAGGGUUAUGAGGAGGACUAUUUUCAACCCCAAGGCGCUGAUCCAUCUCGAGAUUGGGAUCUUGAGCUGGUUUGGAAGCGCACAAGACUACGAUGCAUGGUCUAUUCCUCGCUGGGAGACAUGGAGGAGGAAGACGAAGAUCUGUAUAUGGAACAAGAGAACCUCGAGGUUGGCGCCGACGAGCAGAUUUCAGCUGUUAUUUCCCCUGCAGUGGCCAUCUUUUUGACAUCUGUUUUGGAAUACAUGGGCGAGCUCACCCUUACUGUCGCCGGACAGGCUGCAUACCACAGGCUGCGAACCAAGUUCCAGAAGGAGAUUAACGAAGGCGCCAAGAGCCCCACAGACAUUGCUGAUCGAAUCGUCGUCGAAGACCAGGACAUGGAGAGAGUUGCUCUCGAUAGAACUCUUGGACGACUAUGGAGAGGCUGGAAGAAGAGAAUUCGCUCCCCAACUUUCGACAUGAGUGGUCGGCCCUACUCAAGGUCAUCCAUGGGUCAUCUGAGGCACGAUAGCAACGUUACCGAGAUGAGCCGAGUUCCCUCACACGGUGACGGAGACAACGAUGCCAAGAAGGAUGGGAAAGAAACUGAUGAUACGGAGCGUGCCCCCGCAGGGAUCGCUUUGCCAAUGGGCGACAAUGACGUUUAUGAGAUCGAAGUUCCUGGCCUCGCAGCAUACAGCGAUGACGAGGAUGAAGAUGAAGAGGAAGAGGACACUUUCAACGGACGCCGACCAAAGAGCUUGUUGAUUCUUCCAUUCGAGGGUCCUUCUGGCCUCCCAACCCCUGUCAUGUCCCAGCCAAACACGCCCGACUUCGCCGGCCGGAAGAGAUCCAACUCCCUUCCUACCUCUGGGACCUCGCCAUAUCGCCCAGUCACAAAACGAUCCAAAGAGGCAGCAUUGGUGGAGGCCCGUGUAGCCAACGAAGAACAAGACACGAAGGAAGUUGCAAAGGAGGAACAGGCAGUCGACGAGACAAAGCCUGCUGAGGAAACAAAGCCUGUAGAUGAGCCGUCAUCGAAAGGUUCGACCUCAAAGCGACUGUCGAAGGUUGUCACAAACCCGUCGGCCGCUGCAGCCUUCCGCAAUCGAUCCCGGCGAGGAACCGGCGAAGAGGAAGAGGGAAAAGUGGCCUAUGAGAAGGCCGAAAUUCUUACCUCAUCCAGAAUAUCAGUUUCUGGCAGCGCAUCACCUGCGUUCUCUGAUUCUAGAGGCCCGUUCUCCUUGAAGAGAUCCAAUAGCGUUCAUUCCGCCCGCAUCGUUGAUGUCACAGGGCCUAAGAGUCCCAGCGGAUCUCGCUCACCGUCCGUGGAUACCACUGAUCGAGUUCGCCCCGCGAGCGUCAACCUUUCUGCUCAAAGCAGCGUCUACUCCACCAAGUCCACUCUCCCGACAUCCCACACCCACAGCAUCGGAAUGGUUUCAAUCGAACGGUCUAAGACGAGAGACGAUGUCGAUGACGCUGGAGUGAGCUCAUUCGCUCCUCGGCCUAUCCAUACCUCCGGAUCGUCUGCUUCGUCAGGAACGUCCCGCUUGAAGGCGGUUCGGACUUCGGAGGAGAACGCCUCACGCUCUGAGAAUGUUGCCCGCAACUUUAAGGAGCUGAUACAGAGCAACCAAACUAUUACUUACACGCUUACACCCGAGAAUAUACGUGAUAUUGACCAUAAACGAUCUCUGGGUCAGACUCCCGUUGUUACGAAAGGUUCUUGGAAGACCGAUGACGCUCGGAGCCACAACCGGUCUCGAUCCUCAUCAGCCGCUACUGAAGUCAAGACGCACCACCGUGCAACCGGUCUGGGCGACGACAAACCUAAGGUUGGCGUUCAAUCUCCGACCAUGGCCUCUGUGAAGCCCGCUCGCGGCCCUUUAGCUGCCCGAGAGGCGCGAGUUCCCAGUGAACCCACCGCAGAUUUUGCCGAGUUCAUCAAGUCGACUGGGCCCUCAGGAGCAGCACAAACUCGACCUGCGCCUCUACGGAGCAACCCACCUGAGACCACGCCUUCCGCGACCAACCCAGCCGUUGAAGCUCGCCGCGUGUCUUCCACUAGCAAUCGGAAUCGCUACAUGCCUCGAGCAAUGACUGAGGGUAGGUCAGGCAACUCGGAUUUGAUUGAUUUCAUCCGGCAAGGUCCUCCUGGUGCCUCCAACAACCGUAUCCAGCGCACUGUUGCUCCCUUCCGAGACACCCUCGACUCGGAUGAAAUGCCGGGUGCUGUUGGCGGGAAAGCUGUGGAUGCUACCAUCCCAGACAUCCGAUAUAGCCAAGCUUCCACGCAUGCAACCGAUACGUCAAUGCCCUCGAUUCACUCCUCAGUCAACUCCCAUAUUGCUCUUCUGAAGCACAAGGGUGGGUCUGCGCCCGCCAGCAGGAUGUUUGACGACGAGGACAUGAUGCCCAAGGGCAAGACUAGGCGUGUGAAAGAUCCUUACGCAAUCGACUUCAGUGAUGAAGACGACGACGAUGACUUCAUUACGACUCCCAAGCCCCCAGUUAAGAAGGAGGAGAGCCUAGCGGAAUUCUUGAGAAACUACGAACCGCCACCAGAGCCUGUCAGUCAGCCGAUCGCGCACAAGAUGCCCAAGAAGAAGGCGAGCGCACCCAGCCUUAUCGGCAGGUUCAUACGCAGUAGCAGCAACGCCAACCCUGGCAGCGUGCCCCAAUCACCCGUCGUGGACUCGCGAUCCCUCAGCAGCAGAAGCGGGGGCAAGGGCUACAUCCCCAUCCAGGUCAAUAUCCCCCCUGGCUACGACAAGUAUGGGCCUAUUGACAAGCCUGCCGCUCGGCCUCCGAUGCCUCCAUCAGGUGGCUCCAUGGGUCGUGUCCGAUGA